AUCAUUACGCAAUGAUCGAUUGAUAACGCAGUGACUAAAUCUCAAUUUAAAUGAUAUUGUAUGGUUUUUCUUCUUAUAACAACACUUAUUUUAUGUGAAUAUUCAGCUUGGUGUUCCAGCAUCAGCAACUGUGAUCCAAGUCUAACUCAAGGCAGAUCUGAUCAUCCAUUUUCACUAGUAUUAGUAAAUUAUAACUUAGAUUUAGAAGAAGUGAAUGACCACUGCACUGCACUGUGUCUGUGGUCUGUAGAGUAGCAGCACCCUCAGCUCAGCUCAGCUCAGCAGGCCAGGGGCGAGGCGAGGAUCAUUUUGCAAUCAUGGAUGACUUUACAACUCCACUGCGGAUGAGGUGUCGUAUCGCCUUUGCAGUCACAGGACUUGUUGUUGGGCUGUCCAUCUUUAUUUGCUUCAUAGCUACUGAACAGUUCUAUAAUUUACACAUUGCUCUGUGGGGAUUGGCAAGUGGAAUCUUUGCAUUGCUCACACUCACCGUUCACAUCCAGCAUAUGAGGGGCCAACGAGAUCUCUGGGUUUAUCGGCUCAAAUUCUUCAUCGUUCUUGGAUUCUUCGUCCAGCUUGGUUCAUUGAUUGCCUUGGUAACAUAUGUGGUUCUUGGAGCCGUCAGAGGACAAGACCUGAUGCCAGUGAAUGGACCCGACCAGGGUUUCUAUCUCGCGUCUGUAUGGGUGUUCAUGACCUGGAAGUGGUCCUUCGCUCUGUUCAUUUACUCCAGGUCAUACAGGAAAGGCUAUGUGACAAGUGAUCACAGUCUUUUGAUCUAAAGGAUCUAUUGAACAGGGUAUGAUGCAUGUAAUUUUUCAAUCAUAGCAAAGUAUAUUUGUAAGCAAAGCAUCCUCUUUAUGUCCUCAUGAUACCAUUACACAUCAGGUUAAUUGAAACAAGCAGUGCAUGGAAAAUUAAUCCUAAUAUUGGUUUAUAUUCAAUGGAUUAUUUGUGCCUCAUUUGCCCUCAUAUAAACUGUUAUAAACUCAUAUAAAACUUCAAAUGACACGUGCAUAUUGUUCAUGAUAUUUGGCUAGUUGUUGAACUACCAGAUGUACUUCGACCAGUAUCAAAAAAUUAUUUUGCUUUACUUUUAAAGUUCUUACUGUUUACAAAGACUCAGAGAUUCUAAAUGAUUUUUGCUGGGGAGUAAAUAAAUACAUUGUGCAAAUAAUCCCUGCCAUGCACCAACAUGUAUGCUUUGCAGUGUAAUUACAGGUCACUUUUUCUGAACAAAAGUCGUUCACAUGGGCAUAUAUGAGGGGAGGGCUGUGGCACCCCCCCCCCCCCCCCUCC
This is a messenger RNA of Strongylocentrotus purpuratus (purple sea urchin), 1299 nucleotides long. Its product is annotated as heme transporter hrg1-A-like. Bases 318 to 782 code for a protein of 154 amino acids. The transcript is spliced from 4 exons. Lineage: Eukaryota; Metazoa; Echinodermata; Echinoidea; Camarodonta; Strongylocentrotidae. Gene Ontology annotation, cellular component: lysosomal membrane; plasma membrane. Gene Ontology annotation, biological process: heme transport. The record is from RefSeq and is a predicted model, not a curated record. Gene Ontology annotation, molecular function: heme transmembrane transporter activity; heme binding.